This is a messenger RNA of Nicotiana tabacum (common tobacco), 3368 nucleotides long. Its product is annotated as auxin response factor 2A. Gene Ontology annotation, cellular component: nucleus. Gene Ontology annotation, biological process: regulation of DNA-templated transcription; response to hormone. Lineage: Eukaryota; Viridiplantae; Streptophyta; Magnoliopsida; Solanales; Solanaceae. Gene Ontology annotation, molecular function: DNA binding. The record is from RefSeq and is a predicted model, not a curated record.
UUGGUUAUCGAAAGGCUCUCGCUCUUUCCCCUCAAUGCUUUUCUCUUUCUCUCUCUCUCAUCACUACAUGAAGGAGCUCCCCUAUCCUCAAAGAUAGAUACACACAUAUACAAAAUAUUUUGCUGAUAUAGAGAGAGAAAUUAGAGUGAGAAAGUUGUUGAACUUGUAUCUAGUGUGUUGAUUGAUAUUUUUGGUCUGAUCCAGUGUUGAUUUGGUACAGUUCAGUGAUUUUGUCUGGUGAAUUUUGGAGUUAAUUUGUGAGAAGUAAGUUUCCUUUUGUUGAGAAUUAAUUUGUGCUUGGAGAUGAGAGAUCUUUGUUGAGAAUUAGUGUACGAAAAAAUGUCUACUUCAGAGGUGUCGAUUAAAGGUUACAGCGAGCCAAUUGAUGGCUCAAGGCCGGUCUCAGAGACUGUUCGGAGUGCUCCCGUUGUCGGAAAAGUCGAUGCUGAGACAGCGUUGUACACGGAGCUUUGGCGCGCGUGUGCCGGUCCACUUGUGACGGUUCCUCGUGAGGGUGAGCUGGUGUACUACUUUCCUCAAGGUCAUAUCGAGCAGGUUGAAGCAUCAACUAAUCAAGUGGCUGAUCAGCAGAUGCCUUUGUAUAAUCUUCCUUCUAAGAUCCUAUGCCGCGUGGUUAACGUCCUGUUGAAGGCUGAACCAGACACUGAUGAGGUGUUUGCACAAGUGACUUUGAUGCCGGAGCCAAAUCAAGAUGAGAAUACUGUGAAGAAGGAAUCUAUGCGCCCUCCUCCACCACGAUUUCAUGUACACUCUUUCUGUAAGACACUAACAGCAUCCGAUACAAGCACUCAUGGUGGAUUUUCCGUCUUGAGACGGCAUGCUGAUGAAUGUCUCCCCCCACUGUUUAGAAGAAUUCAGUUAUUAUGGGAUAUGUCUCGACAGCCUCCAACACAGGAGUUGGUGGCCAAGGAUUUACAUGGGAAUGAGUGGCGCUUCAGGCAUAUAUUCCGCGGCCAACCAAGGAGGCAUCUUCUUCAGAGUGGUUGGAGUGUCUUCGUUAGUUCAAAAAGGCUUGUUGCUGGGGAUGCAUUCAUAUUUCUUAGAGGUGAGAAUGGGGAGCUUCGUGUUGGAGUUAGACGUGCCAUGAGACAACAGGGAAAUGCUCCAUCAUCGGUGAUAUCAAGUCAUAGCAUGCAUCUCGGUGUACUCGCGACAGCUUGGCAUGCCAUUCAAACAAAAACAAUGUUCACCGUGUAUUACAAACCAAGGACAAGCCCUACCGAGUUUAUAGUUCCAUAUGACCAGUACAUGGAGUCCGUGAAAAACAAUUACUCCAUUGGAAUGCGGUUUAAGAUGAGAUUUGAAGGUGAAGAAGCUCCAGAGCAGAGGUUUACUGGAACUAUAGUUGGCACGGAAGAUUCUGAUCCCAAAAGGUGGCCCGAGUCCAAGUGGAGAUGUCUGAAGGUUCGGUGGGAUGAAAAUUCUACCAUUCCCAGGCCAGACCAAGUUUCGCCCUGGAAAAUAGAGCCAGCUCUUAGCCCUCCUGCACUUAAUGCACCUCCAAUUGCAAGGCCAAAAAGGCCUAGAUCCAGCAUUUUGCCCUCAUCUCCUGAUUCAUCUGUCCUCACUAGGGAAGGUUCAUCCAGAAUAACUGCAGACCCUUCACAAGCCAGUGGAUUUUCGAGGGUCUUGCAAGGUCAAGAGUUAUCGACCUUGAGAGGCGGUUUUGCAGAAAGUAAUGACUUGGACGUAUCUGAGAAACCGAUGAUAUGGCCACCAUCAGUGGAUGAUGAGAAGAUUGAUAUUCAUUCUGCGUCAAAAAGAUAUCUGUCAGACAAAUGGUUACCUUUAGGGAGGCCUGAGUCAUCUCUCACAGAUCUAUUAUCAGGUUUUGGAGUGCAAAAUAACUCCUCCCAUGGGUUCUGUUUACCCUCUGCGGACAAAACAGCAUUUGGUGCUAGCUUGGUGAAGCGACAAGCACAAGACCAGGAAAAGGAUUUCAGCUUACUGGGAAAGCCAUGGUCUCUGUUGUCUUCCGGUCUCUCACUUAAUCUGAUGGAUUCAGGAUCAAAAGCUCCUGGCCAAGGUGGUGAUACUCCCUAUCAAAUGCAGGGAGAUGCUAGGUAUAGUGGUUUUGGCGAGUUUUCAGUCCUUCCUGGUCAUAGAGUUGACAAUCAGCAGGGAAGCUGGUUUAUGCCUCAAUCAGUGUCGCCUUACUUUCAGCUCUCCUCUCAUUCAAGAGAAUUGAGGCAUAAACCCACUGUAGUUCAGAAACCGGAGGCUGUGAAACCCAAAGAGGGAAACUGCAAACUCUUUGGCAUUCCCCUUACAAGUAAUGUUUGCACAGAUCCUGUAAUGACACGGAAACGUUCAUUGAUGGACUCAGCAAGUAACAUGAAUAUUGGUAUAAAUUCUCAUCAAUCCCCUGCUACUGAUUCUGAUCAAAGGUCUGAGCAAUCAAAGGGAUCGAAGGUGCUAGAUGAUGGGAUUACAGCUAAUGAUCAGGACAAACAAUUUCAUACCUCUCAUCUUGCUGCUAGAGAUAGGGAUGCCAAAGGUCAUAGUAGUUCAACAAGGAGCUGCACCAAGGUUCACAAACAGGGUACAGCACUCGGAAGGUCCGUGGAUCUUGCUAAAUUCAACAAUUACGAUGAAUUAAUUGCUGAACUGGAUCAGCUUUUUGAUUUUAAUGGUGAACUCAAGGCUCGGAGUAAGAGUUGGCUGGUUGUGUACACUGAUGACGAGGGUGACAUGAUGCUUGUUGGAGAUGAUCCAUGGCAGGAAUUUUGUGGUAUGGUUCGCAAGAUUUUUAUCUAUACAAAAGAUGAGGUGCAGCGGAUGAAUCCCGGAACUCUUAAUUCAAAAGGUGAAGACACUUCCUCUGUUGCAGAAGGCUCAGAAGCCAAAGAAGUGAAGAGUCUGCAACAUCCUUCUGAAUCUGGUCAAGAAGAAUCCUAGAUUUUCCUCAAUCGAGGUUUAUAAGAUAGCAGAGGAGAUGGCUUGUAUCCGCCUUGGUGUUGCUUUUUGGGGGAUUUUUGAAGAUAGUAACAUACAGUAUCAAGUCCCUUUUGGCCUCUGGAUGUGAUGGUCUCUCCAUAUAUAUAUGCCAGCUUCAAUAUUUGCAGUUUUGGACCCCCUUUUUGGAGCCAAUUUCUGGCCUCGUGUCGAUCUAUACAUAGUAUAUGUAAAUUAUCAGCGUGGUCAUUAACCUUGCUAUUGUCAAUCCCAUUCUGUACAUACCCUGUUUACCAAUUUCUCUAGCUCUAGAUGUAAGUAAGAUGUUGAUACAUCACGUACCUGUCUGUUGAUAUACGUGAAACUAGUAUCCAACUGCUUCAGGCAGACUACAUAUUUUGUAUCAGCAAUUAUGGUAAUGCGUUAGAAAAGAAGUUUUUUCUGGGUGAACA